AUGAACGUGUUGGACGUAGAAGACGACAGCUUUUACGUCACACGUGAAGGCUACUCCCAUCUGAGUGACUCAGAAUGGGAGGUAGUCGGCCGCAUGAGUGUGCUCAUGGGCGAACCCGCGAUCAGUGGUAUGUCAGAGUCUCUAAGCAGAGACCAGCAACAUGAUGCCAUCAACGAGUUCCUACUAGGGGACUUUGCCGUCGAACGACAGAAAUUAGUGUUGUUACAGCAGCAAGGCUCUCAUCAGUCGAUGGGCGGGCCGACGCACAUGCGUCGACCUGAAACCUUGAAGAUUGAUGUCUCAAGGUACAAAGGAACCGAUGAAGAUUCCCUUUUGAGAUGGUUUGUAGAGUUAGACGACGCCAUCAGGGCCCGUCACAUCGAGGGUGACGAGAUGCAAGUCACCUUCUCCCUGUCAAAUUUGACAGGACGAGCAAAGACUUGGGCCUUAGGAUCAAGCUUCACGACUUAA
Molecule: messenger RNA, 471 nt
Organism: Peronospora matthiolae
Lineage: Eukaryota; Oomycota; Peronosporomycetes; Peronosporales; Peronosporaceae
Source: the annotation of a GenBank genome assembly